AUGAAACUUGGGUUGUAUGGCCUAAACACAACCCGCCACAGCUUUCACCUUAUUGUUUCUUGGGCAAGCCCCCAAAACCCAGCUCGAGGCCUCUUCACCUUAUCCGUUGAUGGCAACGACUUGUCGAAGCUUUCGGUUUGGCGAGGAGAUGGAGCCAAAAUGGACAUAGCUUCCUGGGACGGACAUAGCAUCCGGUUUAUUUUUGACAACUCAACCGGGCAGAACAAUAAUAACAAUGACUACAAUUUUAGCUACCAUGCUAAUGCAUAUGAGGCCUACUACAAUUUUAGCCACAGUAGGAACUACGACCUCAUGUGGUUCGUGAUGGCUUCCACCGGAAACCUGGACCAGUAUUUCAUGGUGGAUGGGAAGAUUUCUGUUAGGCCUCAUGCUUUGUGUGCUGAUUCGGCUGGUGGUAAUUCUGGUAGGUGCUUGACUUCAAUACCGUUCGAGUGUGGGGAUGGUAAGUUUUAUGAGAUGAAUGGUUCUUUGCCAUCUACUUUCAGUGGUACUGGUUUCAUUUCUACGGGGACUACCGAGUGUGAAACUUUGUGCAAGUCCAAUUGUUCUUGCACUGCGUUCGCUGCACUUCAGAAUGAACAACCGCCAGGAUGUCAACUCUAUUUUGGGAGCAAACAUGAUCUGUUGAAGAUCAUAGAGAAGGGGGCAGGGAUUGUUUACAUCCGGGGUAGUGCUCCAAGUGAUAGCAAGAAGUGGAAACUCUGGCUGGCUGUCUUGCUUCCUUUGGCAUUCCUCUUGGUUCUUAUUGCAAUCUCCUUAUCCUAUUAUCUGCGUGGGAGAAGGCGACGUAAAGAAGAUCAAUUAGCAAGCAGAGGAGAUGCCGUCGCGGAUUCUGAUCAUAUGAGAUUAUUUCAAAUGAGCUCCCCUAAUGCGUCACCAAUUCAUCAUGAUGAAGUUAGAGGUGCAAGUAACAUAGAACUGGGAAGACAGAAGGAUCAAGAUUUGCCAUUUUUUAGUUUUUCCACAAUAAAGAAUGCAACAAAUUACUUUGCAGAGGCUAAUAAACUUGGGGAAGGUGGAUAUGGGCCUGUCUAUAAGGGUAAGUUGCCUCUAGAAGAUCAGGAAGUUGCAGUGAAAAGGCUGUCCAAAAUUUCCAGGCAAGAUUCAUCCAAAAAGGCACUUUUGGAUUGGAGAAGGCGCUUUCACAUUAUUGAAGGGAUUGCUCAAGGGCUUCUUUAUCUUCACAGAUACUCGAGAUUACGGAUCAUUCACCGUGAUUUAAAGACAAGCAAUAUUCUGUUGGACGGUGACAUGAACCCGAAAAUUUCAGAUUUUGGCAUGGCAAGGAUUUUUGGGGAUGAUGACACUAGAGGAAAAACAAACCGAGUUGUUGGUACAUUUGGUUAUAUGUCUCCGGAGUAUGCGAUGGACGGCCUCUUUUCUGAAAAAUCAGAUGUGUUCAGCUUUGGGGUGAUCUUAUUAGAGAUCAUAAGUGGAAAGAAGAACAUAGCCUUCUUUGAAACUGAUCAUUCUCUUAACUUACUAGGCAGAACUUGGAAUUUUUGGAAAGAAGGCAAGAGCAUGGAGUCGAUGGAUUCAACAUUGAGUGCCUCAUGUUCAAGCAGUGAAGUUACGAGGUGCAUUCAGAUGGGUCUUUUGUGCGUGCAAGAAAGAGCCAUGGAUCGACCAAACAUGUCAGAUGUUGUUUCGAUGCUAAGCAAUGAAACAAUUGCUCUGCCUCUUCCAAAAGAACCUGCAUUUUUGAGUCAAUUAAGUUCCACUGAUGCAGAUUCAUCUUCAAGUAGGCAAAGACAUCGAUCGAGAAAUGACAUAACGAUUUCAGAUGUAGAUGGCAG
This is a messenger RNA of Prunus mume (Japanese apricot), 1817 nucleotides long. NCBI's taxonomy places the organism in Eukaryota, Viridiplantae, Streptophyta, Magnoliopsida, Rosales, Rosaceae. The record is from RefSeq and is a predicted model, not a curated record.